Molecule: messenger RNA, 1500 nt
Organism: Nicotiana attenuata
Lineage: Eukaryota; Viridiplantae; Streptophyta; Magnoliopsida; Solanales; Solanaceae
Product: phosphatidylinositol/phosphatidylcholine transfer protein SFH6-like
Exons: 11
Coding region: 139-1353 (404 amino acids)
Source: RefSeq, a predicted model, not a curated record
GUUUCUCUUCACUUCGACUUUGACAAAGCCAAAAAUCCAAAUAUGUUUCCAUGGUGAUGAGAUUUACCUUUAUAAGGUUUCAAUCAGUUUAGCAUACAUUUUUAUCGUUAAUUAACUUAAAUUUUUAGUCCUCAGAAAAUGUCAGGUGGUGAAGGAUCUUCAUUUGAUGAUGGAAAUUGUGAUGAUCAAUUGAGAAGGAGGAAUGGGAUUGGGAUCUUUAAGACAGUGGAGAGAGAGCCGUCCAAUGGAGCUGGGAAUUCCUUAGUGAAGACAAUCACGAAACAAAAUGAUCUUGGAAUUUCUUUUACCAUAAAGGAAAUUAGGGGCCCUGUGGAGUUGAAGUUUGUUAAUGCUUUUCGACAAGUGCUGAUAAAGGAGAACCUGCUUCCUGCUUUGCAUGAUGAUAAUCUCAAAUUAUUAAGAUUUCUGAAAGCUAGAAAGUUUGACAUUGAGAAGGCAAAGUGCAUGUGGACAACUAUGCUUCAGUGGAGGAGAGAUUUUGGAACUGACACUAUAAUCAAGGAUUUUGACUUCCAUGAAAGGGAUAAAGUUCUGCAAAACUACCCUCAGGGUUAUCAUGGCACAGAUAAGGAAGGAAGACCAGUUUAUAUCGAAAGAUUGGGGCUAAUGAAUGUGGAAAAGCUUUUGGAAGUGACUACUUUGGAUCGAUAUGUUAAAUAUCAUGUUCAAGAGUUUGAGAAGUCUAUUGCCUUCAGGUUUCCUGCCUGCUCUGUAGCUGCAAAAAGACAUAUAGACAGAAGUGUAACCAUUUUGGAUGUCGAAGGAGUGAGUUUAAGGAAUUUCUCAAAACCUGUACGAGAAGUCAUUUUGCGGCUGCAGAAGAUUGAUAAUGACUUUUACCCUGAAACACUUGGCGAAAUGUUUGUCAUAAAUGCUGGACCUGGAUUUAGGCUCAUUUGGAAUAUACUCAAGCCUUUUCUUGACCCUGAAACUACUUCCAAGAUUCAUGUUCUUGGCAACAAUUAUAAAGGCAAACUGCUCGAAAUCAUCGAUGAAUGUGAGUUGCCAGAUUUUCUAGGCGGCAGCUGUACAUGUGAAAAUGAUGGUGGUUGUUUAAUGUCAGAUAAAGGGCCGUGGAGAAAACUCAAGAUAUCACUGAUGAACUGUGGAAGGGAAGCAGAGUGUUUAGACAAUACAGCAGAGUGUUUAGACAAUAAAGUGGCAACAUUGGACCCUGCGAGGCUAUCAGUAGGAGGAAAUCAGGAAAAGAUGGUAAGGUGUUGCGAAACAUAUGCUGCUGAAACAGGAUUUGAAUGUGAAGAAGGUACGUCUAGCAAUGUUUCUUCGUAUAUAUGUCACUGUCCAGUUUGUGAAGAAGUAAGCUGUACGUGAUGGUGAUUCGAAUCCAAGAGUACUCACUGCACAAGUUUAUGAAAUUUGGGAAUAGUAGAGUGGUCUCUGAUUUAACCAUUAUUAUUUGUAACUAUCAGUAUAUAUCGUUUUAUAACACAUCAAUAUAUUAUUGUUGUUUGUUCAACA